Lycium barbarum (goji berry) is the source of this 1154-nucleotide messenger RNA. RefSeq lists its product as uncharacterized. The record is from RefSeq and is a predicted model, not a curated record. Bases 58 to 978 code for a protein of 306 amino acids. The transcript is spliced from 8 exons. Lineage: Eukaryota; Viridiplantae; Streptophyta; Magnoliopsida; Solanales; Solanaceae.
CCGUGACUUCCAUCAGUUGCAGUCAAAACUGAAAGCUCAAACUGAAGCUUUUUGGCUAUGGAGACGAACACAUCAGCUACUCGACCCGACCCAUUUCGUCUAUUUGAUGAAAAAACCCAAUCCGGGUUCGGGUUCGGGUUAGGAUUUCUUGAUGGCCCAGAAAAACCUCUUCCACCACCACCUCCUUGUGUUGAAGUACUUCCUUCACAGGUUUCAUCAAAUUUGGAGUUCAAUGUGGAGCCUGUAGACUUGGAUGGCCUUACUUUGCUCAAGGGAAGGGUUAGUACAAAGGAAGUAUUCGGGUUGUCUAAUUCAGAUUUAAUCCCUGGCAAAUAUGAAGGUGGGCUGAAAUUGUGGGAAGGCUCAUUAGAUUUAGUUAAGACUCUGAACUCUGAGAUGCAAAGCGGGCAAUUAUCAUUGGCUGGAAAAAGAGUUUUAGAGCUUGGUUGUGGUCAUGGUCUUCCUGGUAUCUUCGCCUGCCUUAAGGGUGCUUGUGCUGUACACUUUCAGGACUUCAACGCCGAGGUGCUGCAAUGCCUAACAAUUCCAAAUGUCAAUGCCAAUAUUCAACAAAACUUGUCAGCCACAGAUGACAAUAAUAGUCCCGAAGUUCGCUUCUUUGCAAGUGAUUGGAACGAAGCUCAUCAGAUUCUUCCUCAUGUGCCUGCUGAUGACGGUGACACAAAAAACAGCCAAACAGUUGAUGAGGCUGCCGGUUAUGAUAUAAUUUUAAUGGCAGAGACUGUUUACUCAGUUUCUACUCUACCUGGUCUAUACAAACUUGUUAAAAAGUGUUUACGUAGUCCUCAUGGAGUUGUAUAUCUAGCUGCAAAGAAGUAUUAUUUUGGUGUCGGUGGUGGAUCAAGGCGAUUUAUUUCCAUAGUGGAGAAAGACGGUAUAUUAGCAGCUUCACUGGUUGCUGAGGUUACAGAUGGUUCCUCUAAUUUAAGAGAAGUAUGGAAGCUCCACUUCAAGUGAAAUUUUUUCAAUAGGCUGUAAAAUGGGGAAUCAAGAUCAAGAUUGGUAUGAAAGUGAAUUGGGAAUUUUUAUUUUUAACAUAGAAGACUAAAUUGUGUUGUAUCAUUCAUAAACUAAUUUAAGGUAAGACUUUCUUGCCUUAAAAUUUUAAUUAGGUGACGAGAAAUUAUGGCUUA